This is a messenger RNA of Angiostrongylus costaricensis, 1038 nucleotides long. NCBI's taxonomy places the organism in Eukaryota, Metazoa, Nematoda, Chromadorea, Rhabditida, Metastrongylidae. The record is from the annotation of a GenBank genome assembly.
AUGGAGAAGUUAUAUUGCAAAAUCGGAACCGUGGUCCCCAUCACAUUCAACAUUGUCGGCGAACGCGAUCCUCGUUCACGUAUACGUGUUCGUGCCGUUUAUACGGACCAUGCAAUCUUCGACACACCCGUAGUGCCUUGUCCGAAUCACCUGGCGAAAGACGCUAGUAAUGCGAGAAACCAUUUUGUACGCUGUCAGCAUGCGGGGACUGAAUAUCUCGAUGAAAACGGGAAUUACUCUUUGCGUAUUCCUUUGUGUGAGCAGGCUGGUUUCAUGUUCACAUGCUUCAGCUCAUGUGCUGGUGGCAUCAACCGUCGUUCGGUUGCACUCACUUUCCAACUUGAGUUAGGAGGCGGAAGAUCAUCGGGGAUGCACUGUCUUCCGUUGAAAGUUUGUGCCAAGCCUUACCGCGAUGCGUAUCUGGAUGAUAAAAAGAUGCUUGAAACAGCAUUUAUGAAAAAAACACCCAAACGCAAGAAGCAGCACAGUAGUAGCAAACCAUCACCUAACUCAGAGUGUAAUGAUAACACCUCCGGAGCUUUGGAAAUACGCGUAAAGCUCAACGAUCCAACGAAAAUCAAUAAGUGUCUAUGGUAUCUGAGGCACGAAGAGAAAUUCGACAGUUUGAUUUCUAUGGCGAUGGACAACAUUUCAUCUCGCGAUUUUUGCUCAUUGACUCCAGGCAUCGGGAUCAAAGCGUGGUUGAGUAGACCUAGCAUUGGACUUGCAUCGCAUGCUGACAGAUUCGAGCGGAACUCCAUCACCACCCUAGGCGACCUCGCUAAAAUUUAUCGCAAUGACACAUUUGCUCGCUUUGGUUUCACGCCCAAUGAAUGUGCCGUUUUGAACAAAGCCUUCCAGGAAUGGCAUCAUGAAUACAGGUUAGAGCUGUGGGCUACUUUUCCUUUCUCUAAAGAUGUUGAAGUUCAUGCGAUAUUGGCGCGAAUUGCUAGGAUGUAUCCGACAGUGCAUUAUUUCAAUCGUACAAGAUUUUUAGCUCCACGACCACUAAUAGCAAUCGUAAGAGGACAGGACUAA